Ostreobium quekettii is the source of this 794-nucleotide messenger RNA. NCBI's taxonomy places the organism in Eukaryota, Viridiplantae, Chlorophyta, Ulvophyceae, Bryopsidales, Ostreobiaceae. The record is from the annotation of a GenBank genome assembly.
ACUGCAAGGCGUACAACUGGCUGGCCGAGGGCGCCUGCAUUCUCAAGUCCGAAGUCUCUGGGAAGGUGAAAUGUAACAACUGCACAAGCGGCAUACCCGGAAAGAAGGACAAUGAAGCAGAGGUGGUGGUGGCGGAGGACCCGCAGGUUCCUGGCGGGGAAGAGUGGGAGGAGGUGCUGACUGGUUCGCUGUCCAAGCCGGUGCUCACCGCGUGGAGCGCCUUGAGAGAUCCCAUUGACGCCAUCCGCUACGGCUUCCGCCAUCUGGCGUACACAGUAGAGAGGAGCAGCAGCGGCACCAUCCUGGUGGACCUCACUUCGGGCGAGCAGAUGGCCUUCGAGGUGGUCCAAACCGCACAGGAGUCCAUGUACCACGUCUUUCGAGUGUCCAGCCAGACGAGCGCCCUCCUGCACAUACCCCCCGAUGACGUCAGCUUCGUGGGAUCUUACCAGUACAUGCACCUGGUGCCGGACAGCGGCAGCGGCAACGCUCGGGUGAACGUGGGUUUCAAGGCCGAGGUGGCGCCGGCGCGGGCGGCGGAGGCGUCCGUUUUUUUCUUCCGCGAGUUCUUGGAGACGAUGAUUGAGAAUCUGAAGCUUCAGUUCGGCGACGCCGACUGCCUCCACGACCCCACGGUGCGCACCCCCCACGGCACCUGCAACAACCCACACAACGCCGCCUGGGGAGCCGCCUUCUCCAAAUUCAGGCGCCUGUCCAGAAACGACCCCUCAUUCGCGGACAGGAGAAGCCAGCCCAGCGGCAGCGACGUCAGCCCGAGGCUCAUCAGCAACGAG